Messenger RNA from Venturia canescens, 2852 nucleotides. It is a transcript of the gene CPT2, whose product is annotated as Carnitine palmitoyltransferase 2. Gene Ontology annotation, molecular function: carnitine O-palmitoyltransferase activity. Gene Ontology annotation, biological process: fatty acid beta-oxidation. The record is from RefSeq and is a predicted model, not a curated record. Bases 584 to 2437 code for a protein of 617 amino acids. The transcript is spliced from 7 exons. Gene Ontology annotation, cellular component: mitochondrion. Lineage: Eukaryota; Metazoa; Arthropoda; Insecta; Hymenoptera; Ichneumonidae.
UCCGAGAGAGAGUCUGAGUAGCCACAGUUGUCUCUGUUCCUACAUUCCACCAAAAAAAAACUGACAGCCUUCAUCACGUCUUGAUUUUUCGAGAAAAAUAACAGUUACACCUUGUUCUCUAAUAAAAUAAGAACAGCGUAUAACUCACAUUUUCUUCGAAAUAUCAAACUACUCGGAAUAAACUGUGUAACAGUAUUUUUAUCGACCGAACAACUGAUAGAUCUUUUCAAUGGGAGUGCGCGUUCCAGUAUUAUUAUACAGUUCAGUGUUGUAGUAGAGGAUUAGUAACCAUACGUGCAAAGUGCUGUACAACGAUAUCGUAGAUUCAGAACAUUAUUGAAAUCGAUAAUCAAGAACUUUAAGCUCCGAAUUAAGGGAAACGCCUGUCUGGAAUAGACGGUUGCACGAUGGUUUCUCUUUUGAAAACUUCUGUACACUUCAGUAGCACAAAGCUCAAUGGAAGAUUACGCGGAUCGAGGAUUUGUGUCACCCAGAGACGUUCCAGGUGUUAUUCCCAGUCAACACUGCAGUUUCUCAAGAUUCGGACGAUUACGACUACAUUCAAAAAAGCCGUUUGCCAACGAUGCACUUUCAAGCCUCCUUGCCACGUUUGCCAAUACCGAAACUCGAAGAUUCCUGCAAAAAGUAUCUCAGAGCUCAGCAGCCAAUUUUAUCGGACGAAGAAUGGAAAGAAACGUCGAAAAAAAUGCAAGAAUUUCUCAGCAGCGAUGGACCGCAAUUGCAAAAGAAAUUAGUCGACCACGAUUCGAGAAACAAACACACGAGCUACGUCAGCGAACCUUGGUUCCACAUGUACCUUAAAGAUCGAAAACCCGUACCAAUCAAUUACAAUCCCAUGUUGGUUUACGAUCAAGAAAUCGAUCCUCGCUACAACGACCAACUCGUGAGAGCCACCAACCUCGUCGUGUCCUCAGCCAGAUUCAUGAAGUCUCUGAGAGACAGAGUUUUAGAGCCUGAACUUUAUCACAUGAAUCCCAAAAAAUCGGACACUGAAUUCUUUCGGAAUUUCACGAGGAUUUUACCUCCCAGCAUCUCAUGGUACGGAGCAUACCUUCUGAAGGUUUUCCCCUUGGACAUGUCUCAGUAUCCAAAUCUUUUUGGGACUGCGAGAAUCCCAGAAAUAGGAAAAGACAGAUUGCUGAAUAAUCCUAAGCCUCGUCACAUAGUUGUCAUGCGAAAAGGUCACUUUUAUUCGGUGGACAUUUUAAACGAAAAUGAAAAAGUUCGACCGGCAAGAGAAAUAGCAACGAGUUUGAAAGCCGUUUUAUCAGAUGAGAGAUCAGCCAACGCCUGUCCAAUCGGUUCCUUGACAACGUUGGAUCGUGACGAGUGGGCAAAAAAUCGCCGCGAAUUAUCGACGCUUGGAAACAAGAAAAUUUUCGAUAAAAUCGACUCCGCAGCGUUUGUACUGAUACUCGAUGACGAAAUCGUCAACGACGAUUAUCAUCGAAUAUUGAGAACGUAUUUGCAUGCCGACGGCACCAACAGAUGGUUUGACAAAUCUUUCUCGUUGAUUGUCACGAAGGACGGCGUCGCUGGAAUCAAUUUCGAACACUCUUGGGGCGAUGGGGUUGCUGUUUUACGAUAUUUCCAGGAUAUAAAGAAGGACGUAGAAAAAAAGGCGCGACUGCAUCCGGACGAGAUAGCGACUCUCCCAGUAGAUUCCUCCACAAUAACAAAACUUGAUUUCACGGUUGAUUCUGCAAUGAAAAAAACUGUUGACGAAGCGAUCGAUCGAUACAAAAAAUGGACGGAUCGGCUGUGCGUGGAUUACCUGAUAUACGAUGGUUUCGGAAAAAAAGAGUGUAAAGAAAUCGGCGUGAGUCCAGACGCUGUAAUGCAAGUUGCUUUUCAAUUGGCACUUUAUAAAUUGGAGGCUCGUUCCGUAGCGACGUACGAGUCGUGCAGCACAUCAGCGUUCAAACACGGUCGUACCGAGACUGUAAGGUCGUGCACCAAUGAAACCAAGGCAUUAUGCUUAGCUAUAAUCGAGCAGGAAAAGUCGGGAGUUUCGAUGGAUCACUUGAAAAAAUUAAUGCUGGCUUGCAGCGAAGCUCAUGGAAAUCUUGUCAAGGAAGCUGCUAUGGGUCAGGGAUUCGAUAGGCAUUUGUUCGCACUGAAGGAUUUAUGGGACAAAUCUAAUAGCUCGGGAGGUUCCCUGCCAGCGAUAUUCAAGGAUCCGGCUUACGCAAAACUCAAUCACAAUAUAUUGUCAACUUCGACGCUUUCGAGUCCUCAAGUGAGAGCCGGCGGUUUUGGCCCGGUCGUUGAAGACGGUUAUGGAAUCGGUUACGUGAUCCAAAACCACCGACUGGGUUCGGUCGUUACGAGUUACAAGCCACAUCGCCACGCGGAAGAAUACGUGAAAAGUUUAAGCUCCGCGGUGAAAGAUCUUCACGCCAUUUUGAAGAGUUAAUGAUAUCUAAUGUUUUACGGUAUACCACCGACGUAUAUACACAUAUAUAUAUAUAUAAUUAGAUGCUUUUUUUAUACAUACAAAUACUUUUUAUAGUUCGUUUACGGACCUAUUUACUAAAAAACAAAUGUUAACGAUGCGAGAGCCGGCCCUCGUGCAUCAAUUAUUGGCUCCAGCUCAAUAUAAUUCAUGGGGAACCACAAAGACCGGCUUUCAAAAAUAAACGGGAAUUUUAAACCCUUUGAGAAAUUAUAUUUUUUAUAAGAGCCAAAAAAAGGAACAUUUUUACGGUUGAUGGAGAAUCAAUAUUCUGUUAUCUCUCUCUGUAUACGUUUGGAAUCGUCAUGCAAUAUAGAAAACAAAAUUGUUAAUCAGUGCAAUAAAAUGACAAUAAAACUUGGAGAUCGAGAAUAAA